Molecule: messenger RNA, 2228 nt
Organism: Pararge aegeria (speckled wood butterfly)
Lineage: Eukaryota; Metazoa; Arthropoda; Insecta; Lepidoptera; Nymphalidae
Exons: 1
Coding region: 1-1695 (564 amino acids)
Molecular function (GO): nucleic acid binding
Source: RefSeq, a predicted model, not a curated record
AUGACUUACGAAAUAAAGGAAAUGAUUCAAAAACACAUUGUGGAACCAGCACCAACAACGCCCUCGUUUCUCUCACCUUUAUUUCUAAUAAAAAAGAACAGCAAAAAGAGUCGAGUGAUUUUCAAUUUAAAGGCUUUGAAUCGUUAUAUGAUGCCAAGACAUUUUCAUCUAUUCCGUUACCAGCAGAUGCCCGAAUUUCUACAGCCUGCCGAUUGGAUGGUCAAACUGGAUCUCAGUCAGGCUUAUUACCACAUACCGAUCAAACAAGAACACAGACGUUUCCUCCGUAUCAGUUACAACGGUUUCCUGCUGCAAAUGACGUGCUUACCAUUUGGCCUGGCAUCAGCGCCGAGAAUGUUUGCCACAGUCACAAACUGGACAGCAGAAAUGCUCCGUAUGAAAGGUCUUCGUUUAGUAGUCUAUUUAGACGAUUACCUGAUUGUUCAUCAGUGCAAAACGACUCUCCGAACUCAGGUAAUGAUGGCCAUCAAAUUCUUAACCAGCCUAGGUUGGUGUCUAAACACGGAAAAAUCUGUCACCACUCCGAGAAGGACAGUAGAGUUUCUGGGAAUCCACUGGGACACCGACACCAAUACAGCGUCCCUACCCCCAGAAAAAGUAAGCAGAAUACGCCAUCAUCUGCUGUCUCUCCUAGCUGCAGGCUCAUGGACCCUCAAGCAGGCGCAACGCCUCUUAGGGUGCCUCAAUUUUGCAACCUUCAUCACCCAUCGGGGAAGGUUGCAUUGCCGGACGUUGCAGCGUCACUGCAAUCUCCUUCGCAAAGAACCUUUAGAAACUACUCGUUUCAGCGAAGAGGUAUCUAUCGAACUGGAAUGGUGGUUAGAGAACAUCAAUCAACAGAGACCGAUACAUCCCGUAGACAAACCGGUAAACUACUUGAUAACAGAUGCCUCGGAUAUUCAAUGGGGUGCUGUAGUAAACAACAAAAAUAUUCACGGAGUUUGGAGUCCACAUCAGAGAAGAUGGCAUUGCAACCUCAAAGAGAUGUACGCUGUAAUAGCUGCAAUAACAGCGCAGGGGUCAGUCCUCAGAAAAUCUUCAGUAAUCGUGCAGAGCGACAACAAAACCGUUGUGUCAUACGUGAAAAACGAGGGAGGGACGAAGUCACUUCCGCUGUUAGAACUGACCAAACAGCUCUUAGCCCUAGUGGACGAUCUCGAUGUUGUAUUAGUUCCUCAUUACCUUCCCGGAAUAUACAACGUGGAGGCCGACGGCCUCUCCCGAAAUCGAACAGCCUCCGAAUGGCAUCUGAAACAAGUAGAAUAUCAAAGAAUCUUCAGCCUAUGGGGAACCCCCGAAAUAGAUCUCUUUGCAUCAAAACACGCUUACGUCGUUCCGAAUUAUGUUACCAGAGACUUUUCAGACUCGAACGCUUGCUAUCACGACGCGUUCAGCAAAUCUUGGACAUACCAUCUAGCUUGGAUUUUUCCACCACCGGGUCUCAUCCCGCGUGUACUGCGCCACCUAAACAAAGCGGAAGGCCGGUACAUAAUAAUUGCACCCAGGUGGACGAAACCCUUUUGGCGCCCAGACCUGAAGCGCCGAGCUCUAAAACGCCCAACGAAGAUCCGGAACCUAGAGCGCAACUUGGUAGACACCUUCACGGGACGACCGCCGACUCGGGUGUCCAGCCUUCAUCUGGAAGCCUGGCUCAUUUCGGGUGGGACGCACUGACCGACAACUGGUCUGUCCAGGAGAAAGAGUUACUAUCAUCGUGUUGGAGAACAUCUACUCUUCGAACCUAUAAGCCCAUUUGGCAGAAGUGGUUGUUGUGGUGUCAGAAACAUAAUUUAAAUUGUCAUUCUCCUAACCCAGCAGAUGUAGCACGUUACUUAGCUUUUCUUUAUUUAACUGAAAAAUUGGCUUAUCGUACCAUUCUUGUUCAUAAAUCAACCAUAGCAUCUAUUUGUGAAACUUCUUGCAAUGUGAAGAUAUCGAGUAGUCACAUCGUAAAACAUGUUUUAAAAGCGAUUUCUCUAGCGAAACCGAUACCGCCUAAGGCUCCCAUAUGGGAUGCAAGAAUCCUUAUUAGAUACCUCAAAGAAACUAAUCCCGACAUCAGUAAUUUAUACGAUGUUUCUAGACGUACCGCCACUAUACUACUUCUUUGUUCUAGUCGUAGAGUACACGACCUCUCACUAUUACACUGCGAUUCAAAGCACUUCAUAGAUAAUGAGGAUAGUAUUAUCUUGCACCCGGAAUUUGGA